UAGUUUUGGCGGUUGGAUUUGGUUUUGCAAGUAAUCUGCUAACCUCUCGUUGGUUUCCCUCUCUGAAAAAGAAUAAAAUUUGAGUAGUUUCUUUGAAGAUGAAGGCAGCGACAGCAGUAACCAAAGCUACAAUCUUUAGCUUUAACAAUGACCGAUUCUCACUGUCACCGUCCCUGCUCCUAGUUCCAUCACCACCUCGUCUUCCUUCAACUUUGACCCUUAAACAACACCGUCAUGUGAAGCUACUGUUUGUUGCUAAAGCUGCCGAUUCAACUCAGCCUUCUUCUACCGCCUCUUCUCCGGCUAAACCUGUUGUUUCUGAUGAUGAAUUCUCUCUUGCCAAGGUCUCAUUUGGUGUAAUUGGACUGGGUCUUGGAGUUUCACUCUUGUCGUAUGGUUUUGGGGCUUACUUUAAUAUUCUUCCAGGCUCUGAAUGGUCUGCUUUAAUGUUGACUUAUGGCUUUCCUCUUGCAAUUAUUGGUAUGGCUCUCAAGUAUGCGGAAUUGAAGCCAGUUCCAUGCUUAACUUAUUCUGAUGCUCAAAUGAUUAGGGAGACAAGUGCCACUCCAAUCCUUAAACAGGUCAGAAAUGAUGUUAUAAGAUACCGGUAUGGAGAUGAGCAGCAUUUGGAAGAGGCAUUGCAACGGAUUUUCCAAUAUGGUCAGGGAGGAGGAGUUUCAAGGAGGAAUGCACCUAUUCUCCAGACGAUACGCGAAGAGGUCACUGAGGAUGGUAGAUACUGCCUAGUCCUGGUCUUUAUGGCAAAAGCUUUACAGUUGUCAGAUUUUGAGAAAAGACAGGCAAAAUUUGCUUCAUUCUUUGGACCGAACAUCACAGCUGAAGUAGGUAAGGGGGAAGACAACCUGUAUGAAGUAAAACUUAUUGCAAACAAAAAUGCAAAUGCAUCAGCUUCAUGAAGGAAAUGAUGGUAUCAUCUAAUUCUACUGUUUUAAGCCCUUUGUUCAUUAACAUAUAUAGGUUUAUGGAAGUUCUGCAUUCUUGUAAUAUAGUUAAAAGCAACAAAAGCAUAUACAAACUCAGCUGUAUAAUUAUGAAUGAGAUGCUAACAUUGAACAGCGCUGCACAGAAUCGUAACGAACAAGCAACAGUAUUUAAAUUAA
Molecule: messenger RNA, 1121 nt
Organism: Mercurialis annua (annual mercury)
Lineage: Eukaryota; Viridiplantae; Streptophyta; Magnoliopsida; Malpighiales; Euphorbiaceae
Exons: 9
Coding region: 99-917 (272 amino acids)
Source: RefSeq, a predicted model, not a curated record